GGAGGGGCGGGGGCCAUGCACCCGGAAGAGCGGCCCGCGGAGCUAAGGCGACAGGCGGCGGCUGGGGGCCCGACAUGGACAAGCUGAAGAAGGUGCUGAGCGGCCAGGACACCGAGGACCGCAGCGGUCUGUCCGAGGUUGUGGAGGCGUCGUCCUUAAGCUGGGGCACCAGAAUAAAAGGCUUCAUCGCAUGUUUUGCCGUAGGAAUCCUCUGCUCAUUGCUGGGUACUUUCCUGCUGUGGGUGCCCAGGAAAGGACUGACCCUCUUUGCGGUGUUUUACACCUUGGGGAACAUGGCAUCAAUUGGGAGUACCAUCUUCCUCAUGGGGCCAGUGAAGCAGCUGAAGCGCAUGUUUGAGCCUACGCGUCUCAUCGCCACCAUCCUGGUGCUGCUGUGUUUUGCACUUACCCUGUGCUCUGCCUUUUGGUGGCAUAAAAAGGGGCUCGCGCUCAUCUUCUGCAUCUUGCAGUCCUUGGCCUUGACCUGGUAUAGCCUUUCCUUCAUACCAUAUGCAAGGGAUGCUGUGAAGAAGUGCUUUGCUGUGUGUCUUGCAUAGUACACUGCCAGUCUGCAGAGAGCACCGUGGACUGAAGCUGGUGGACAGUUUUGUAAAUACCCUCUCAACUCUGUCUCACAGACAUGUGCCUUUAACUUGCAGCAAUGUGUUGCUUGCAAUUUGGACAUUUUUGAGGGUUGCCGUGGGAGCAGUCAUGAAUCCUAAACCCUAAUGUCUGCAGCACAAUGUGGGGUUCUGUGGCUAGUGUGGGGGACUCUUCCUCAUGACCAUUUUCCUCUCUGGAUGGUUUCAAUCUUUGUUUAAUCAUAGCAGCAGAUAAGCCCCAGGAGCCACUGAUUCCCAGGCCACAGCAGGAGGGUCUACAGAGAUUAUAGGAAUGCAACAGGACGUGCAGAAUUUUGCUGAAGAUUUGCCCCUCACCAAGGAAACCGUUGUCACUGCCUCACAGAGCGUCUUCCCUGGUGUUUGAGAACAAGUGAUCUCCUAAGCCCCUGGAGAUCCUGCCCUGGAUACAUUGUUCCUUCCUAUGGAUGCGCCAUCUUGCUCUUCUCAAUCACGACUGGCUAUGGAACGUGUUUUCUGGUAUUCAGUGUGGAUUCUUUCUCUUGUUCUCACCCUCCCACGUCUCUUGUCUUGUGACCUUGGGCCACUGCUUGAUUGAGAGUGAAGUAGUAGCCUAAAGUACUCUUUCCUUCUGGACAAGAGCCACCAGAAAGUGAAAAACCUUCAUGUUCCCUGCUCUGUUUAUUUUUCUUCAUUAUUUAUAAACGUUUACUUUUAUUGAUUUUAUUUUCCGUUCUUCGCUGGAGUUGGGCCAAAGAAAGUGCAUGGGAAGACCGAUCCCUUGUGGGGCCAGCAGGAAGUAGGUAGGCAUGCCUGCCAAGCAACUUCUCAGUGCUCCGGCAUUGGCACUCAGCCUGUGCUGGCCACUGGAAAGACACCAGCCUGCAGGUGGUCAUGUCUCAACCUGAUGCCUAACCACACACACAGUGUUCUUGUGUUGUUGAUCUUCUCUGGUCCUCAUGAGAGCCCUGCGAGGAAGCAGGAUUGUUGUCUCACUGUGUAGUCGAGGGACCGAAGCUCAGAUGGGUUUCCAUGUCACCUGAGGCUCCAGCUGUGGCAGGGUCAAGCCAGAGUCUGGAUGUCUCACUUCCAAUCUCCGUCAUGAUGACAUGACUCUGGUUAAACCUGCCAUCAUCUCUCAUAAACCUUUCCUUGUUUUCAUCAUCCUAGCCUGUACCUUUUCAGGUUUCAGCAUCUAUGUUACCUGUGUCCUCUUCCACCUGCUCCCCCAUCUCAGUUUUCACAAGCUUCCCUCUGCAUCUGAGUAUGGUCAUCCCACACUGAAAGGGAACCAUCCCGUGUUGAAAGGGAACUGCUCUGUGCUUCCCGGGCAUCAUCAGAGUUCCUGGUAAUCUAGGUUUACCCUCCGCUCUUUGUGCAAGGCCAGAUCUACUCUGGUCCCUGCCUUGCCACCUCCAGACCAAAGGCAGUGAGAGCUCCUCUCUUUGGUUGUGGCCAGUUGCUGAACUGUGGCUAAUAACUCUGCCUUUUCUUCUGAGAUGGAGAAGAAUGGAUAAGCUUAUUAGGGAAAGGGCAGCUCAAUCAGUCCAGAUUCUUUCCCUGCUGUUGAAGGCACCUGUGAGGUCUUCAACCUGUCUUCAGUCAGGAAGGAAAAUCAUAUGCUAUCCUCUGGCUUUGUGAGGCACAAUCAUAUCCGAGGAGCUUUGGGAAUCAGUUCAGGUCUCAGAAGUGCUCAGUGUCAGAAGGGGCAUGGAGAGUUUAGGGGUGCACAUGGUUUCUUGCUAACCCAAGCCUAGGCUAGUUGCUUCAAGUUCCAACUAUCCUGGAGUCAUGCACGUAAAUGAGGCUGACCCCUCCAUGCCCUUUUCAGUGACUGGACUUGAGUCCAAGUACCUCUUAAAGAUGUUAGAAGGGCUGAAUAGCAUAGCCGUGUGAAUGUGGGCUUAGAAAACAAGCAGGUCUGGGUAUGAGCUGUGGUCCAGUCACAUGUUGGUUGAGUCUUUUGAAGUUGCUUAAUGUUUGGUUCCUCAAUUUCUCUGUUUCAAAUAGCAGGCUGACAAAUGGUGCUAGGUCGUUGGAGGAUGCCAGUGAAAGAUGACUGGAUCAAGUGCUUGGUCUGGGGCCCAGCAGAGAUCUCUACAGUAACUCCUAAAUGUGACAGGCUGAGUGUUUGGCCAUUAAUUUGUCUAGCGUACUUAAUACUGUGUGUAUUGCUGUAGACUCUACCAUACAUUAUCUCAUUCAAUGGUCACAGGGACUGCCAGGCAAGAGAUACUGCCUUUAUCAUCAUGAAGUAGUAGCUGCUUCAGAUGCUGUCACCAGCAGGGAUCAGUGAGGAGGCUCUAGGUAGGGGAUGAUAUCCUGGAUAAAAGGCUUUUGGGCCUAAUUCCUACAGCCUGUGGCCUUUUGUCUCAACGGCUUGACUCUGGACACAUUUAAGCAUCUUUUGGAUGGCUGUCCUCCAGUAUCUUCCAGACUCCCAGGUUAUUUCUUCAGUUGCCUUAUCCUUUGGUUAUUUCCUUUCCUGCUUUUGCUGGACUGUGGAAGGAAGAAAUCCACUUCAAAUCUGCUUAAGUCUCGUACCAAGCCAAUAGCAUCGAUUAGAAGCAACUUAGUGAGGGAGGCUUUAGCGGAGAAUUAGGGCCCCUGACGCCGCCUGUUGGGGUGUCUGUCUCCUCUCCCGCGCUUCACACCCCCAGUUCACUGCCUGGUGAGGGGACACCUCUGUUUUUGGAGAGUAACGGAAACUCUUGAGUGACCUUUGUAGAGGGGAAUGUGGUACUCAGUCGGGGUGUCUUUCCAGGUUUGGGGAGCCUCUGGCCUGAGUGCUGCCUUCCCUGGGCUGUGGUCUGUGGAGUGCGACACUCAGAGGACCACUGUGCCUUCUGGACCAGGAGAGUAGCUUAGGGUCCCCUUGGCUCUUCUCUACUCCAGGCUGACUGUUGGGACACUGAGGGUGGGUCCCUGCUCACUGAGUUCUGUCUCUCACAGCUGACAGGCUUUCCCUUUCACAGACUAACUUUUGUCUUCUCGAGGAAGCUUUUGUCUCUCCUGCUCCUCAGUAUGACUGCUGCUCAGACCCCAGCUCCAGGCAUCCUGUCUUGGGGAAGGGUGAAAUACCAUUCCCAGCUCAGCAUUUUCACCAUGGAGAUUGUCUCAGUGCUGGGGUGUCUGUGUUACUCUCAUGGUGACUUUGUGGAUUAUGUCUUAAGUGCCACCACCUUCCUUCCACAUAGUCACUGUAGGCUGAGAGAGCAAGAAAUGAAAUCAAGAAAUGCAUUCCAUAUGAAAAUUGCUUUUUAAUACUCCAUUAGAAUAGAUAAUUAGCUGGGCAGCAUCUGAAGCAGAUGUGGAGGGCCGCGCUGGUUUAUCUUGAUAUCCCCGUGAGUGACAAGUGCUGCAGUAUUUGGGAUGAGGCUUGGUGAAAUGAACUGGGCAGCCAAGGUACACCUCAGGACUGUGGAUUUCUUUUCCUGUGGGCACCUUAUGCCCACCCUUGUGUUUACUCUACCUCUGGUGACUUCUCGUUAGAGUCAUUUACACACACUUUGAAUUCACAACCAAGCCUAAAACUUAUUUUCAGCUAGUUAAGAAAAAAGAAAGAUCAGUGUUUAAAACAGUAUAAAGAUGUUUGCUGGGCCUUGUGGCAGUUUUUUGUUUUGUUUUAACGUCCAAGUUCUUUUUUUUUUUUCAUAAGUUUAAUAUGCGCUAUAGCUUACAGAUAACAUCCUUUUUAAAAGUGAAUGAACCUUAGCCGAAAUUCAGUGCAAAUGUACAUCUGUGUAACUGAAGUUUGAUUGAAAAGGUUGCUGAGGAGGUGAUCUUGAAGUACCUGCCGAUUCAUAAUUCUAUGAUGUUUUGAGAUCUUGUGUAUGGGUAUGCGAGUGAAGGGGGAAGUGAAGUGGGGUUUGUUUGAUCCCAGCUCACUCGGGGUGGGUGGGGGGAUAGUUCUACUUGGAGUAUUUCCAGUCCUGCUGUGACGGACGGUGACACUUGAAGGGAGCGACUGCGUAAGCUUUGUCGGGUUUCCGUUGCAGUGUGGCAAACGGUAAGUGGCAGAGCCUUCAGUGAUGCGCUGACAACAUACAGUGACGUCCAUUCUAGCAGGAGCUAGUAACUGACAGCUAGGCUUGGAGGUGCGCAAAGUGAGUUUCUGCAGGUUGGCUGAUCUGAAACCGAAGAGAGAAAUUCGAUUCAAGAUGGGAGAGGUCAGCCCAUGGCAUCCUAACAAACAAUAAUCUGUGCUUUGUACUCAGAAUAAUGCCACUACAUGGCAUAGAGUGCUUGCCUAGCAUGUAUGGAGCCUUGAGUUCAAUCUCUGGAAAUGCAUACAUUGGCUAUGGUGGUACAUGCCUGUAAUCCCAGCACUUAGGAAGUGGAGGCAGGAGGAUCUGGAGCAUAUUAGACCUUAUAUUUUAAAAAUAAGAAAAAUCACUGGGUGGUGGUGGUGCACGCCUUUAAUCCCAGCACUCAGGAGGCAGAGGCAGGCGGAUCUCUGUGAGUUUAAGGCCAGCCUGGGCUACAGAAUGAGUUCCAGGAAAGGCGCAAAGCUACACAGAGAAACCCUGUCUCGAAAAACCAAAAAAAGAAAAAGAAAAAUCAAAUGAAGUCUCAUGUUGGGGCCCAUGCACAUGGCUCUUGUCUGUUAAAUGUCCAACUUUUUUUCUGGCCUUUUCCAUUGUGUUUGCUUAACUUGAAUAAGGAAAGGAAAAAAAAUAGCCCCUGAACUCUGUCCUGUGCAUUUCUGUUGUGAAGUUGAUAGUGAGGGUGUGCAGAAGCCUGUGAUGAAGGCACACCUAUCCUUGUGGCUUUGGGCACCUGGGCAUGCUCCCCCAGCAGUGAAACCAAAUCCAAAAUGCCUAUGGUGGAUUUGUAUGCCUUCAGAACAUUGUACCUGUUCGAAUACAGUGAACUUUCAUGAAACAAUUUUUAUAAUUGCGUAGGUGUAGUUGAUUUUGAAUGUUACUGAUUGCAUAACUGAAUUUUUAUAUCCAAAAAUACAUUCUUGAGUACUGCCUUUUCUGUCUUGAUCUAUUUCAUACAAUGUUUUCUUUUUACUAACUUAUUUCAAAGAGAAAGAGUGUUGCUAGAGAGAGCUCUCUUCCUUUCACAGUUAUUUUUUUUCCUUUUUCUUUUCUCAAAUAAAUGGUAGGAGCAUCAUGA
Messenger RNA from Peromyscus californicus insignis, 5705 nucleotides. It is a transcript of the gene Sft2d2, whose product is annotated as SFT2 domain containing 2. Gene Ontology annotation, cellular component: membrane. The record is from RefSeq and is a predicted model, not a curated record. The transcript has 8 exons. Lineage: Eukaryota; Metazoa; Chordata; Mammalia; Rodentia; Cricetidae. Bases 75 to 557 code for a protein of 160 amino acids. Gene Ontology annotation, biological process: vesicle-mediated transport.